This is a messenger RNA of Trichophyton rubrum CBS 118892, 4722 nucleotides long. RefSeq lists its product as uncharacterized. The transcript has 6 exons. The record is from RefSeq and is a predicted model, not a curated record. Lineage: Eukaryota; Fungi; Ascomycota; Eurotiomycetes; Onygenales; Arthrodermataceae. Bases 1 to 4458 code for a protein of 1485 amino acids.
AUGUCGCUCAAUGGGUUAGAUGAUCCCUCUAUCAUCGAGUCUUACCAGAGUGCGCUCGCUGAGGCCGGAGGAUGGUUCCUGCUGAAAUACGUUUCGCGAGAUGUCGUUGCUUUGCUGCACAAGGGAACCGGGGGCGUCGUGGAGAUUCGCUCGACCAUAACCGCCUACGAGGAUAAAUCGCCGCUGUAUGGCUUCCUACAGUAUCGCCGGAGAAAGAUCAUACUCAGAUACGUGCCUGAAGGAAUCUCGAGGCUCAUCCAAGCUCGAAUCACUGUCCAAUUCCAGUCGAUUCUCGACCGGUUCUCGCCUCACGAUACCGUCUUUUCACUUACAACCCCGUCUGAACUCACCGAAAAUGCGCUCUCAUCCACCUGCAUGCUGCACACCGCAUCUGGCUCCAUGACCUCUUCGACCAGCUCGCUGCGACAACGACGACUUGGAGAAAUCACCGAAGAUGCAGAGGAGAACGGACCAGACGAAGAAGAGCGCAUCAAGCGGGCUCCAACCUCGUCCAGCCAUAGUAGAGCAGGAAGCGUCUUCAGCGGAACUUCAGAGGCCACCGCUGUGCCUAGCCAUAGUAUGUUGCGAGACAGACCUUCAAAGGGCCUGCCAGACGGUGUCAUGCUGGCUCCAGAGGCAUUCUCGCACAAAGCACUGCCCUCAGCCCCCGCUUUGAGCAGUCCAACUCGCGCAAAUGGCAUUCCUCAGCAGCACCUUCUGGACCAGCUAUCUCAGCCGCUUCCCGAAUCACGAACUUCCUCUCAGUCAGUCAGGCCGUCUCUCCACGAGCUGGAUCAAAUCACCAUUCGGAGACCCAAAGUACGACUUGGCCCGCGACCAUCUCUGGAUGCCAGCGGACGGCCCAAGACUGCGGGCUCCAUGACUCGCUCCUAUGAACCUCGGCCGGUUGCUUCGCUUCCUGCGGGAAUGCGGUCAAGGAAGCAAUCUACAUCGCGGCCCAAAUCACAGCCAGACUAUGAGCAGCCAGGAGCCCAGACUCAGGGGACAGUACCUCCUGUGCCUCCUCUCCUGGUCCCGCCGCCAGUGUUAAUCGGAUCUUUCUCGAGAAACGCGCCCUCGUCUCCCAGAUCGAUCAGAAGCUGUGCGACAACCAUCGGAAUGACGCCGGAAAAACAGCGUCUAAUGCGGGCCCUAGAACUACGCAAACAGCAAAUGGCUCGACAGCCGAAGAAGGCUGAAUCGAAGGCUGAACCGAAAACUCCAGAACAUCUGCUAGAUGCAAAGGGGCAAAGGAAUGAUGAUGGGGAAAUCUCUAGCAGAAUUUCUCCUAGGGGAGGAUCGGCAUUUGUGGGCCCAACUAUUGACAAGGAUGCUGCUAAUACACCACAAGCCAGAGAGACAGCUGUCGUCGAGAGCAGAAAAAUUACAACAUCGCCAGAACUGCGCGAGACUGUUGAAACACCUUCUUCCGAGGCGUCAACGCCUGAUUCGGCUGUUGAGCUAUCCCCGUCGCAUCAUUCAGUCGCUGCUUCAAGCCGAACUGAACCACAAAAAGUCUGCUCUCCUUCUGCCUUCGAAAAAUUCCGAAAGCGUACUUCUAUAUCUCAGUCUCCGGGAUCCCUCUCCCCUUCUCCUAGCAAUUUGGCUCUACCACAAGCUGCAGAGGCUGCAUCGGGGAAGAACGGCGAUUCCAAGUCUUCCAACCGACCAAAGUCCAAAUCGGUUUCUGUCACUGCCAGAAUCGUACGGGGUGCCUCAGCCAGUGCAUCCGACAAUCCAUCAGACUCGGAGCCAAACUCCCUGAAUCUGCACCGGAGCGAGAUCACAGUCGAGCAAAAUGGUGAGAAGUCAGCUCAAGCUUCCAACCUGAGUAUCAGAAGCCCCGAAAAACGUCGUUCGAUUUGUUCGAGUGGUGCAGGCUCUAAGCGAAACUCAUUUACUGGGCCAAAGUCCCCUUCUAUCGAUACUACAAACAACAAAACCCCUAACACUCGACCGAUGCUCGACUCCGUACACUCUCCUUCCCCAAGUGACACAGCACACGGCAACGCCGAGAGCGUAGACGAGACAAAGGAAGACAAAAAGGGGUCCCGCAAGUCACGAAUCAUUCGCCGCAUGUCCUCCAUUACAACGAACCCCUUACGGAAAUCGACAGCCAAAGAUCAAAAGGGCCCAGCUCCCCCUCAAACACCAAUGAUAGAAGAAUCUACAGCCAGUAACAGCACACCAAUCCAUGUCGUCGACGUCGGUGAAGUCAAUGUUCAAUUCCCUGACACCCUCUUGUGGAAGCGUAGAUUUAUGCGAGUUGACGAAAGCGGGUAUUUGAUUCUCACUCCCGGAACAAUCGAUGGGAACCCUCGAAACACCGAGGUGGACUUGGAGCCCACACCACCUCAGACACCUCCUGAGGAAUUGGAGCUCCUUAAACCAGUGGCAUACGCUGCACCGAAGAUGACAGCUGUUCAUCCAGCUCCCUCACCACAGACAGACCAGAUGUCAGACCAGAUGGUUGAACCUGUUGUCGAAGAGUCUUCCAGCUCUUCUUCCUCGCCUCCUACCCUCCCGCAGGGUUCUCUCGAUGCCUCUCUAUCUUCCUCCGUCACUUCCCACUCGAUCGAAAAGUCUUCAGUGGUCACGAGCUCGUCUUCAACCCUGCGAAACGUGUCGGACACGGAGUCGGAUGCCCUUUCAAAACAUACCGUAUUCGCCAACUCCUCUCAAUCGAGUAUUGCUGACGAGAUCCCCGACCCCGUCGACGAUAAUGCUCCCAAACCGGAAGCGGAAACAGAAGAAGAUGCUCCAGUUCUAGCUAACGAAACUGCUGCUGCCGCUGCUGCUGCUCCAGCCCCAGGUACCGAGCCGGAAUCUGACCUGGGCUCGGACACUCCUACACCCCGAAGCACGACCGAUGAGCAUUCAGAACUGAAAGUCGAAGAGGCACCCGUCACUGUACCUUCGCCAAUCAUCCAGAUCGACGAUAAAGAGGUCUCCGAUAACACACCUGAGACUACUGAAGAGUUCAACACGGACAAGGAUGCUGAUACGGCAGUGGCCAGCCAGAAGGAAAAGCGAAUUGCAAUGCUUGACCCCAUUCAAAUCCCAUUCAAUGCCAGUAAUGCUGAGGAGGAUAUCCUCCUUUCGGAUGAUUCUUUCAUGGAUGAACUGGGUAGUGCAACACUACAGGAGGCUCGACCAAUCACUAUUCCUCGCACGCCUACAAGUAGCAGUGGGAAGGGUCCCUCCUCCGCCGAGCGUUGGAACGGUCCUCGCAUGGUCUCCAGUUCCUCCAUCAGAUCGGAUAUCGAGGCCCUUCCAGUCGGCGUUGCUUCCUCCAGAGCUUUCUUCGAGUCAGAAAAGUCAGCCCCCGUCCUCGUUGCUAAAAAGGUAAAUGUUUCCUCGGGCAUCUCGAAACGCAUCAAGGCCCUGGAGAUGUUUUCGAGCCGUGAAGCUGGCGCGAUACCAGACAAGGCUUCAAGCCGACCUGAACCACAAAAGUCUGCCUCUCCUUCUGCCUUCGAAAAAUUCCGAAAGCGUACUUCUAUAUCUCAGUCUCCGGGAUCCCUCUCCCCUUCUCCUAGCAAUUUGGCUCUACCACAAGCUGCAGAGGCUGCAUCGGGGAAGAACGGCGAUUCCAAGUCUUCCAACCGACCAAAGUCCAAAUCGGUUUCUGUCACUGCCAGAAUCGUACGGGGUGCCUCAGCCAGUGCAUCCGACAAUCCAUCAGACUCGGAGCCAAACUCCCUGAAUCUGCACCGGAGCGAGAUCACAGUCGAGCAAAAUGGUGAGAAGUCAGCUCAAGCUUCCAACCUGAGUAUCAGAAGCCCCGAAAAACGUCGUUCGAUUUGUUCGAGUGGUGCAGGCUCUAAGCGAAACUCAUUUACUGGGCCAAAGUCCCCUUCUAUCGAUACUACAAACAACAAAACCCCUAACACUCGACCGAUGCUCGACUCCGUACACUCUCCUUCCCCAAGUGACACAGCACACGGCAACGCCGAGAGCGUAGACGAGACAAAGGAAGACAAAAAGGGGUCCCGCAAGUCACGAAUCAUUCGCCGCAUGUCCUCCAUUACAACGAACCCCUUACGGAAAUCGACAGCCAAAGAUCAAAAGGGCCCAGCUCCCCCUCAAACACCAAUGAUAGAAGAAUCUACAGCCAGUAACAGCACACCAAUCCAUGUCGUCGACGUCGGUGAAGUCAAUGUUCAAUUCCCUGACACCCUCUUGUGGAAGCGUAGAUUUAUGCGAGUUGACGAAAGCGGGUAUUUGAUUCUCACUCCCGGAACAAUCGAUGGGAACCCUCGAAACACCGUGAAGCGCUACCACCUUUCUGAAUUCCGAAGACCGUAUGUGCCUGAUCAUGAUAGACAGGAGCUGCCUAAUAGCAUUCUCCUUGAUUUCUGUGAUGGGAAUACACUUCAAUGCGCCUGUGAAUCAAAGCAAGGACAGAGUCUAACUCUCCAGACCUUGAUCGAUGCUCACCACGCUUAUACCCAAUAAUCGCCCUCAAAAGACCAGCCUCGCCUUCCUCUCCUUAAUACCCCCGCUUCAAAAUUGCGUUUGUUCCGCAUAUUCCUUUCGUUGCGAUAUUUCCCUUGCGUUCCUAGUUUACUACCUUCUCCUUGAUCUAAAGUACACCCCGCAGGUGAUUAAUUCCGAUAAUUUGCGACCCCGUCCAUUUCAUGAGUUAUACGAUAUUAUGAUAUCCUGUUCUGGUGGCUCCACAACAACCCAACUCAUACCUCCUCCCCGACCCCCUGACCG